This is a messenger RNA of Thelazia callipaeda (thelaziosis nematode), 1308 nucleotides long. Lineage: Eukaryota; Metazoa; Nematoda; Chromadorea; Rhabditida; Thelaziidae. The record is from the annotation of a GenBank genome assembly.
AUGUUUUAUUAUUCAGUCCGGCAGUUGUCCAUUCGAGUUCGUAUUGCUGAAGAAAAGGUUAAAAAAUAUGAAUUGCAAAGUGAUAAUUUGAAAUUCACCAUUGCGCAGAUGAGUAAAGAAAUGGAUGACAAACAGAGCGAAAUGAAUGAGAUGCAAAAAGCGUUUAAAGAGCAGAUUAGCAAUCUUCAAGAUAUGUUGUCGAAAAAAAAGUUUGAAGAUAAAAAAGAUAAAUUUGACAAAGUUAUAUCACUUCUACAGUCUGCUUCAGAAACUUCAAAAAUUUACGAGCCUUCAUUUAUGUUUUUUGAUGAAUGGAAAGCAGAGACCGCGAAUGCAGAAACACAAACAGAUGAUUGGAUGAAAAGGUUCAUUCGAAGGGCACAAAGCACUGGUCCGUUGUGUACAGCAAAGGCUGCUGAGUUUUCAAUACCAAAACCUGUAAUUAAUGAUAACAGAGAAGAAGCAUGGAGGUUGUCAGAAGAAAUUAAAAAACUAGAAAUGGAAAAAUAUCUCCUUACAACGAAAUUAAAGUUGGCAAGCAACAAAUUAGAAGAGUUCAAAUUGCAAGAAGCACAGAAAAAAAGUUUGGAAACUCGAUUACUUAUAUUGAGCGAAAUGAAUGACUGCCUUGUGAGGGAAAAUGAAGAACUGAAAAUAACGGGUGGAUUAAAAUCGAGUGCAGAAAAUAGUGGUAUAAUCUCAGAAACGCAGAAAACAUGCGAUCAAAUUUCGGGAGAUCAAAUGAACGGAGAGCCGUCAUUUAAAAUUUUUCAUAUGAAGAUGAAUCCGUUGGAGGAAGCUCAUCAAGAAUUACUAAGUUCUGAUAGGAAACGAGAAUGGAAAGAGAGUGAAUCUUCUUCACUUCAGAAUGAAAGUAGCAGUGAUUUGGAUGGAACUGUGAAGAAAAAGCAACGAACCGACCUAAUGAAGCAGAUAGCUGAUUUGGAGUUCCAACUGAAUAAAGCACAGAAAGAAAACGAGAAGGCUUUAAAGUUACAAAGUGAUUUGGUUAAAAAAUAUCGUGCUUUUGUUACGGCUCUUUCUGGAUUGCAAAUAAAAAUGAAGGAAGAUGAUAUGGUCGAAGUUGAAAGCAUUUUUGAUCCAGGAAAUUGUUUUACUUUCAAGAUUUACGACUAUGGGAAAACAAUUAGUUUAUUAGAAACAGAAUAUGCAACCCGUUGGACAUCGCAAAUUCGUGAAUACUUGGAAGGGAGAAAUUCGACUCCUGCUUUUCUAGCAUCUGUUACUUUAAUAUUAGAUGAACGUGCUGAAAGCACAACUACUGUAUCAUUUUAUCCGUCUGAUUAA